Molecule: messenger RNA, 1196 nt
Organism: Athene cunicularia (burrowing owl)
Lineage: Eukaryota; Metazoa; Chordata; Aves; Strigiformes; Strigidae
Gene: NODAL
Product: nodal growth differentiation factor
Exons: 2
Coding region: 16-897 (293 amino acids)
Biological process (GO): BMP signaling pathway; SMAD protein signal transduction
Cellular component (GO): extracellular region
Molecular function (GO): growth factor activity; cytokine activity; type I activin receptor binding
Source: RefSeq, a predicted model, not a curated record
GCGCUCGCCUUCGACAUGUCGUCCCUCUCCAGCAGCCAGGAGGUGAGUCUGGCCCAGCUCCGCGUCCUCUCCCCGGCCCGCGACGUCUCCCUGGACAUCUACCACAGCCGCCGCCGGCAGUGCUGGGCUGGGGGGGCCUGCGCCCCCCAGCUCUUCCUGGGCACUGUGGCCGGCAGCGCCGCUUCCACCCAGGCCUCCUGGAAAGUCUUCGAGGUCACCAACCUGCUCCGGUCCUGGCUCCACCAAGCCGUGGCCCCUGGGCACUAUGGUCCCACGGGAAGGGAGGCGACCGGAUCGGCCGCCCCGGCCACCACCGCCAUGCGCUUGCCCACCUUGAGCGACGCUGGCCACGGCGAGCCAGCCCUGCCCCAGGACGUGACGGACAGAGUCCUGCUGCUCGUCUUCUCCAAGGACAAGUCCCCAGGAGGCCACAGCCUCAUCAGGACAGCCGAGACCUCCAAGCACGUCAUGCAUGACAGCGGCUCCCAGGGCGCAGGGACCCGCCGGCACCGCAGGACCAGGAAGGAGAAGCAAAGGAUCAAAGCGAGCGACGCUGCCGCGGCCACGCCAGGGGAGGAGGGCAGGUCCUUGUGCAGGAGGGUGGACAUGAUGGUGGACUUCGAGCAGACGGGCUGGGGCAGCUGGAUCGUCUACCCCAAAAAGUACAACGCCUACCGCUGCGAAGGGCUGUGCCCAUCGCCCGUGGACGAGACCUUCAAGCCCACGAACCACGCUUACAUACAGAGUUUGCUGCAGCUCUACAAGCCUAACCAGGUGCCCUGCCCCGCCUGCUCCCCAGUCAGGAUGAGUCCCCUCUCCAUGCUCUACUACGAGAAAGGCGAAAUCGUCGUCCGUCACCACGAGGACAUGAUCAUCGAGGAGUGCGGCUGCAACUGAGGCCAGCUCGUCCCCGCCGGGAAGGGGCCUGCCUCUGCCCAGAAAGUGUCCCCGAGGACUGGCCGCCCAACCCAUGUCCAACAACGCGUAGAACUGGGGCGUCUCUGAAGCCCACGAAGCUCUGGCUGUGCCAGGAGAGGAGUGGGGUGCCCGGGCGUUAGUCUGCGGCGCUGCACGGCCACGGUGCGUGGAUGGAUCCCGGCUCCGCACGGGAGAGGCCAUCAGACGCCUCCGGCAGCGCCGGGGCAGCGGGUGCCCAACGGCUGCGUUUAUCCGGGAGCCGCGGUGCUGGCAUGUGC